Molecule: messenger RNA, 1052 nt
Organism: Nicotiana attenuata
Lineage: Eukaryota; Viridiplantae; Streptophyta; Magnoliopsida; Solanales; Solanaceae
Exons: 2
Coding region: 69-1052 (327 amino acids)
Source: RefSeq, a predicted model, not a curated record
AGAAGAUAAGUCACGCUCGGGAAGAUUUGCGGUGGACUUAAAGUUGUAUUUGGCUUAGCUUAAGUUUCAUGACUAGGAAUUCAAAUGUUCCAUCCAAGGAGUGGAUGGAUUUACCAAGGUAUAGCAAAGACUAUAUCGAGGGUGUUCAAUCUUUCUUAGAUUUUGCUUACUCUUAUGGAGAUCCUCAAGGCGAAGAAAUUCAAUGCCCAUGUGCAAAGUGUUGUAAUAUUCGUUGGACUCGAAGGAAUGUAGUGUAUGACCAUCUAAUAUGUUAUGAGUUUGUUCAAGGUUAUACAAGAUGGAUUAAUCAUGGGGAAAAGGAAAUUUCGAUGAAUGUUAAUUGUGACAUGGAUGAUAAUGUUUACUCUUACGAUGAUAUUGAUGGGUUGUUGAAUGAUCAAUUUAGAAAUGUUGCACAUGCUGGUGGAGUGUAUGAAGGCCCAAAUGAAGAUGCCAAAAAAUUUUAUAACUUAGUUGACGAGGCAAGCCAAGAACUAUAUCCGGGUUGUAAAGGAUUCUCUAGAUUAUCUUUUACAAUCCGUCUGUAUUUGUUGAAGUGUCUACAUGGAUGGAGCAAUGCGUCUUUCACUUCUCUUUUAGAGCUAUUAAAAGAGGCGAUGCCUAACUUGAACAUUCCUAUAUCCUACAAUAAAGCCAAAUCUAUGGUAAAGGAUCUCGGUCUUGAUUAUGAAAAAAUUGAUGCAUGUCCCAAUGAUUGCAUGCUAUUUAGGAAUGACCAUAAGGAUGAUGAAUAUUUUCAUGUAUGUGGAGCUUCUCGAUAUAUUAAAUAUCCUGAAGUAGAUAGCGAUGAAGUAGAUAGCGAGCUUGAGGCUUCCAAAAAAGGCUAUCGUGUUCCAGUGAAAAUUUUGAGACACUUUCCAUUAAUUCCUAGACUUAAAAGGCUAUUUAUAUGCUCAAAGACUGCAGAUACAUUGAGGUGGCAUGACGAGGGGCGUUCUAAAGAUGGAAAGUUAAGGCAUCUGCUGAUGGGCAAGCAUGGAAAGACUUUGAUAGCUUGCAUUCAGAAUUUGCAAGGAAUUCUCGCAAUUUGA